This is a messenger RNA of Ruditapes philippinarum (Manila clam), 1503 nucleotides long. RefSeq names its product forkhead box protein C1-like. Gene Ontology annotation, biological process: regulation of transcription by RNA polymerase II; anatomical structure morphogenesis; cell differentiation. Gene Ontology annotation, molecular function: DNA-binding transcription factor activity, RNA polymerase II-specific; RNA polymerase II cis-regulatory region sequence-specific DNA binding. Bases 1 to 1503 code for a protein of 500 amino acids. NCBI's taxonomy places the organism in Eukaryota, Metazoa, Mollusca, Bivalvia, Venerida, Veneridae. The record is from RefSeq and is a predicted model, not a curated record. The transcript has a single exon.
AUGGCAGACGAUAAUGAAGUGCGGUCAACUGAACAGACGGCUUAUACCCCGCACCACAUAUCAACGAGUCACACGUAUCCUCUUCAUGAACAAAUGCCAACACAAUCAUAUACUUACCCUUGGCACCACCAGGAUUGGUCAAUGGCUCAAUCUCGAGAAAAUCAAGUUCCUCCGAACGUUAAUCUGUUCAACAGAUACAAUCACUUCGCUGACAACAACUCGAGUGGAUAUUCUAACAAUCUUGACGCAGAGGUGUCUUACUAUAACAAUUUCUCAGGACUCGCACCUAGCUCAUAUUGGUACGACGAAAACCGAUGUAGCAGCACAGAUACUUCUUUGUCUUCUGCAUCAGCAUCUACGGUAUUCAGUCACGACUCUGUAGACACAGACUUUAGCAAUGACUUUGAACACAGUGGAAAGAAACGCAAAUGGCAAACACAACAAAAUAAACCUAACAAGAAAACUAGAAAAGAAACUAAAAAUGUUCCAUACAAACGUUGGCCGAAACCGCCUUACAGUUAUCGUGGGAUGAUUGCGGUUGCUAUACAAAUUUCUCCGAAACAGGAGCUAACUCUUCAAGGAAUCCACGCAGCACUGAUGGAGUUGUUUCCCUUCUUCCGAGGCUCGUAUACAGGUUGGAGGGAUUCGGUACGUCACAAUUUAUCACAUUCCUCGUGCUUCGUCAAAAUACCCUCUGAACAUCCAGUUAAAGCUGGUUUGUGGACAGUAGACUGGACUCAGGUAUCACCGGCUAUUUUCAAUCGCCAACAGAGUAAAGUUCCUGGAUCUGAUAAAUACAGAGCUACGAUUCACGAACAUCUGGGUCUGGAGCCUUAUCACAACGAAACAUACACUGAAAAUGGUCACCCUGAUGACUUUGACAUUAGAAAGACGCCGCUGCAGCAAAAAGCAAAUAACAGUAAAGACCGAACGCCACAAAUGUCCGAUACCCAAAAGUUCAGCGUAAAUUUACCCGAAGUUGAAAAAUGUGAGAGCAGCAAAGACUCCCCAUGUCAGUUGAGAGAUCAGUCACAAGUUAAACCUUUAUCAGCAGACGACAGUGAUCGUUUUCAGAUUACGUCAACCGCGACUGCACCACAGAGUGAGUCAUAUCACCCAUUGUUCGGAAAUUUCUUGGACAUUAUCAUGGAAAGUAGACGCUCGUCUUUAGACGCGGCUCACCACCUGCAAUCGCUCUGUGCACCAGUAGCCCCACUCACGCCAACUGAUAUUGUGUUACCACCCCACCCCCGCGACAGUGACGUUUAUACCCAUAUAUCCCCUGUGAAUAGUGCUUUUGAAAACUUAAGUGAAAACAAAUCAAGUGCUGUAGAAAAUGUAAGUGAUGCUUCCUUUCUACAAGAGUACACCAUCAUGUCACCGUGUAAAACACUCAUGACCUCAUUUUUAGAUUCUGGUCGGCACGAUGCCGUAAGAGAGCGAAAUGAACCUGGGGAAUCGAGGGAAGACAAAGUACAAGUGAUCGAGGCAGCCAAAGAGUAA